AUGGACAAGUUAAAAGAGGCCGAAAACAUUGCGGCGCAACGGCUGCGCAAAACGUUCAAAUACCCAUCUGAAUCCGACGACGAGAACGCCGUGGAAAACGGCAUGGAUGAACAAGAUCGCAACACCCUCAUCCAAACCCUCUCGACACAAGACACCUCCGCAACCCACACCUACACGCUACUCCUGCUCCUCCUCCCCCUCGCCCCCAUCCCCUUCUACCUCCCCCGCCUCCUGACGCCUCACACCCUCCUCCCAUCCCUCGUGCACAUCGCCAGCCUCCUCGCCUCCGCAUACACGCUGUACUACCUCCCGCUCGCACCCACAGCCAUGCAGCCCAUUGACGGCGCCCCCGUCCCCGCCGCCCCGACAUCGCGCAUCCCACCCUGGGAGCGCACCGGCGAAACGCCUGGCCGUCGCCCGGUGCCGUGGCUGAGCGCGUCGACGGCGGAUUUCCUCGCGCAGUGGCUGGUGGUCGGGAAUCGGGCGCUGUGUGGCGUGUUGGCCCUGUAUGACGUUUUUCUGGGCACCGCGUGGGCGGACAGGCUGGCUGUUGGGGGUGGGUUUUUGCCCGGGCUGGUUUGUAUGCUGAUUUUGUGGGCGAGGACCGAGUUGAGGAUUAUUGAUGUGGAGCAGCUGAGGGCUUGGGAGAGGGGGUUGAAUGAGGGCGAAGGGAAGGGGAGAGCGGAGGGGAGGAGACGGUAG
Molecule: messenger RNA, 702 nt
Organism: Plenodomus lingam JN3
Lineage: Eukaryota; Fungi; Ascomycota; Dothideomycetes; Pleosporales; Leptosphaeriaceae
Source: RefSeq, a predicted model, not a curated record